Molecule: messenger RNA, 659 nt
Organism: Elaeis guineensis (African oil palm)
Lineage: Eukaryota; Viridiplantae; Streptophyta; Magnoliopsida; Arecales; Arecaceae
Source: RefSeq, a predicted model, not a curated record
UGAUGAGACCUCAUCUCAUGGAUCUUGCCUCUUCCUCCCUUCUCCGUCCCUUCCUCACCUUUUUCCCCUAUAUAUAUAUAUAUGAGCCCAAGGAGAGGGCACAUUCACUUCAUUAGUUCAGACGGAGAAGCUCUAUGGGUUCUUGGGUCCGCACCAUCACUUCUCCCUUUAGAAAGGCUUGCACCCUCCUCAACCCACCAAGAGAUAAGAAGUCCCAAACAGGGCAUGAUCACCAUGGCAUGAAGCUCCAUGGUGAGGUGAUGGCAUGUUCGUAUGAGGAUGUUCAGGUGAUGUGGUCCAUCCUCGACAAAUCAAAGCCUGGAGAGAAAAACCGGCGUUAAUGCUUCUUUUUUUUUUUUCCUUCCUUGAUGGUGGGGGGGGGGGUAUGAACAAAGAUGGGAAGAACUAGUGUUUUUUUUCCAUUGGGUUGGAGGACAAAAUGUAUCCUCUUAAUCUUUUAAGUUAUAGAGGACGCCAGAAGUUAAUUUGUCGUAAUUUGUAGUUUGGCAUCGUGCUUGAAGGGAAUCCUCAUGGCUAUCGAGAUCCAUGGUGAGAUUUAGUAGAAUUAUUGUAUUUUUUUUCAUGCAUAGAAAUAUUAUUAUCAUGCACGCUGUUGUAGGAAGAGCUUAAAAUUACGCGUGCAUGGAAACUUAUAUAAA